AUGGCGUUAAAGACCAAUGGGAAGCCUGGAAAUGGACCAAUGACCAUGCAGAUCCAAAAUGGACCAAUCCUGGACUUGAAGGCAGCUAUAAAUGGGGGUAGUUUGGUUGGUUCGAGGCGGAACCUGCACGUCGACGAGGUCUCUGCCAGCAGGACGCUGAGUAUUUCUGUUUUCUCCCAAGAGGCGUUGUCUGGUGCAGACUUGAGCAGCGCUGCUCAAGCCAUGGAGGGAGUGUGUGCUGCAGCUUUCACGGCGUUCUCCGUGGCUUAUUCUGGGUACUUUUUCACCCACCUGGCACGUCACAUCACCCGUGCCUGGAGAGAAUCUGGUCUUUGGAGCUCCACCUCCUGUGUCCUGGCACCUGCACGAGCUGCAGCGGAAGGCUCUGAAGGAGCCUCCAGUCCCCAGGCUGGCAAGUCAAGCAGGAGCAGCUCGUGCAUCUGGAGCACGACCAGCUCCUCUGGCAGCAGAGAGCGGCUGGGAGAGGGGACAGAGGACGAGUGCCUGGCCACGCUGAAGAUGCUGGUGAGCCAGGGAGAUCCCGAGGCUGAAUACACGGAACUGGAAACAAUUGGCAAAGGGGGUUUUGGCACGGUGUGCAUGGCAGUGGAGACUGCCACAGGAGAAGAGGUGGCCAUAAAGAAAAUUAGUCUCGCGCAAGAGAGCGGCAGCGAGCUGUGCCUGAAUGAAAUCCAGGUGAUGCGUGGCAAUAAGCAUGCCAACCUUGUGAACUAUCUAGACAGCUACCUGGUGGACGAGGAACUCUGGCUCGUGAUGGAAUACAUGGAUGGAGGCUCCUUACACGAUGUCAUCAGGGAGACUCGUAUGGCAGAAGGAGAGAUAGCCGCUGUCUCUCGGGAGUGCCUGCAAGGCCUGGAUUUCCUUCACUCCAAGCAAGUGAUCCACCGAGACAUCAAAAGCCACAACAUUCUCCUGGGUCUGGACGGAUCUGUCAAGUUGGCUGAUUUUGGCCUCGCUGCUCAGCUCACCGCUGAGCAGAGCAAACGGAGAUCAGCUGUUGGGACCACUUACUGGAUGGCGCCAGAAAUCUUCACCAGGAAGCUCUAUGGCCCCAAAGUGGACAUCUGGUCCUUUGGCAUUGUGGGCAUCGAGAUGGUGGAAGGAGCGCCUCCUUACCGGAUGAAAACCUCCCGCACGGUUCAACAGCUGAUCAGCAGCGGGGGCAGGCCAAAGCUGCAGAAGCCCAGGCAACAGUCCGCGUGGUUGCGAGACUUCCUGCACUGCUGCCUGGAGAGGGAGGAGGACAGGCGCUGGUCUGCCCAGGAACUCCUGCAGCAUCCAUUUGUAACAUCAGCCAAGCCGACCUCCGACCUGACGCCUCUGAUCGUGGCAACGCAGCAGUUUAUGGCCGACAGGAGAUACUAG
Messenger RNA from Haemorhous mexicanus (house finch), 1386 nucleotides. Its product is annotated as serine/threonine-protein kinase PAK 3-like. Gene Ontology annotation, cellular component: cytoplasm. Gene Ontology annotation, molecular function: ATP binding; protein serine/threonine kinase activity. Bases 1 to 1386 code for a protein of 461 amino acids. The transcript has 12 exons. Lineage: Eukaryota; Metazoa; Chordata; Aves; Passeriformes; Fringillidae. Gene Ontology annotation, biological process: regulation of MAPK cascade; regulation of axonogenesis; intracellular signal transduction. The record is from RefSeq and is a predicted model, not a curated record.